AUGGUGAUUUAUAAAAUCUUGAGAAUAAUCUGUAUGCUCUUCAUUCUAAAUGGUUCAGAGGCGUAUAAUAUUUUAUUUAUGGGACCAUUUCCGGCACCCAGUCACUGGAUGUGGUUGGAACAUUUUCAAAGAGAUUUGUUGGAGAAAGGACAUACUGUGACCUCGGUGAAUAAUCAUCCCACCAAACAGCCGCAUCCCAAUUUAACCGAAAUUAUAAUUGAUCCGAAAUUCGAUAUACCCUAUUAUAUCCCCAAGGAAAAUAUUUUCAAAAUGCGUUUCGCCAGUGAUUUUCAAAAUUUACAAAUGUGGUGGAUGGUUGGCGAAUGGACGAGCGAACAUGCCCUAAAUGAUCCCAAGGUUAAGGCUCUGAUUGCCUCGAAAGAUAAAAAAUUCGAUUUGGUCAUUUUGGAACAAUUUUUCCAUGAAAGUUUUCUAAUGUUUGGGCAUAAAUUCCGUUGUCCAGUGGUAACAAUUGGCACCAUGGGUUAUGCUGAUAAUAUGGAUCAUUCAAUGGGUUUGGUAACACCAUGGUCCGUGAUACCACAUCUGCUAUUGUCAUAUAGCGAUAAAAUGACAUUUAAACAGAGGGCAUAUAAUGUCUAUUUGUCACUCUACGAUGCUGUGAUGAGAAGAUGGUCAUAUAUGCCAAAAAUGCAGGAGAUGGCGGAGAGGCAUUUUGGUCCUCACAUUAGGGGUCCCUUGCCUCAUGUUCGGGAUUUGGAGAAAAACAUCUCUUUAAUGCUAAUCAAUAGCCACCGGAGUACUGAUUUACCCAGGCCAAGUAUGCCGGGGUUAAUCAAUGUAGGUGGAGCCCAUAUUAAACCAGCCAAACCUCUGCCGCAGGAUCUCAAGAACUUCAUUAACAACUCCCCCAAUGGUGUGGUGUACUUCAGUUUGGGUUCCUAUGUGAAAAGUACCGACGUGCCCGCCGAGCGAAUUGUUGUCAUUCUAAAUGCUUUUGGAAAGCUAAAACAAAAUGUCCUGUGGAAAUAUGAAAAUGAAUCGAUCGCCAAUCUCCCACCAAAUGUUAUGAUCCGCAAAUGGAUGCCACAAAAUGACAUCUUGGCACAUCCGAAUGUUAAACUUUUUAUUACACAUGGUGGCAUCUUUGGUACCCAGGAGGGUAUAUAUUGGGCCAAACCAAUGCUCUGUAUGCCUUUGUAUGGUGAUCAACAUCGUAACACCUUGAAGUCGGUGCAGGCUGGUUAUGCUCGUACCUUGGAUUUUGCUAAAAUGACCUCAGAAGAUUUACAAUUGAAUAUUCAGGCAUUAGUAUCAGAUCCAAAAUAUAAACGCAAGGCUGUUGAAAUUUCCCGCAAAUUCCGUGAUAAUCCAAUACAUCCGUUGGAUGAGGCAACCUAUUGGAUUGAAUAUGUUGCGAAAUAUAAGGGUGCACAAUUUUUGAAAUCAAAUGCUGCAUAUAUGCCAUUGUAUCAGUACUUGUUGUUGGAUAUUUUGGGAUGUGUUGUUGUAGCUUUAAUUGUGGCAAUUGUGUUGCCAUUGUUCGUGUUGAGAAAAUUGAAAAGACUGAUAACGAAAUCUUCGAAAGAGGAGAAGGCGAAGAAAAUGAAGUAA
This is a messenger RNA of Musca vetustissima, 1575 nucleotides long. Its product is annotated as UDP-glycosyltransferase UGT5-like. The coding region runs from base 1 to 1575 and encodes 524 amino acids. The transcript is spliced from 4 exons. Lineage: Eukaryota; Metazoa; Arthropoda; Insecta; Diptera; Muscidae. The record is from RefSeq and is a predicted model, not a curated record. Gene Ontology annotation, molecular function: UDP-glycosyltransferase activity.